Piliocolobus tephrosceles (Ugandan red Colobus) is the source of this 2250-nucleotide messenger RNA. It is a transcript of the gene SLC25A33, whose product is annotated as solute carrier family 25 member 33. Gene Ontology annotation, cellular component: mitochondrion. The transcript has 6 exons. Bases 245 to 1030 code for a protein of 261 amino acids. Gene Ontology annotation, biological process: pyrimidine nucleotide import into mitochondrion. The record is from RefSeq and is a predicted model, not a curated record. Gene Ontology annotation, molecular function: pyrimidine nucleotide transmembrane transporter activity. Lineage: Eukaryota; Metazoa; Chordata; Mammalia; Primates; Cercopithecidae.
GCCGCGCGCCGGGCUCUCGCUCCCCGCCGGGCUCGCGCCUCAGAGGCCGGUGAGGCGCCGGCGGCCACGCCGCGGAGGGCGCGGGCCAAGCAGAGCCGGGCGUUGGGGCCCGCGUGCGCAUGGAGGCGUUGCCGGCAGGCCCCUGAGGGCAACGGGGAGACACGACCCGGCGACCUCGCGCAUCCCUCGAGCCGCCACGCGCUCUCGCCACCGGGCGGCAACGGGCCGCGGAGCCGGCGCGGCCAUGGCGACGGGCGGCCAGCAGAAGGAGAACACGCUGCUUCACCUCUUCGCCGGCGGGUCGAUCUUGGAGAAAGAGGGACCAAAGUCACUUUUUAGAGGCUUGGGUCCAAAUUUGGUUGGAGUUGCACCAUCAAGGGCUGUAUACUUUGCAUGUUACUCCAAAGCCAAAGAGCAAUUUAAUGGCAUUUUCGUGCCUAACAGCAAUAUUGUGCAUAUUUUCUCAGCUGGCUCUGCAGCUUUUAUCACAAAUUCCUUAAUGAAUCCUAUAUGGAUGGUUAAAACCCGAAUGCAGCUAGAACAGAAAGUGAGGGGCUCUAAGCAGAUGAAUACACUCCAGUGUGCUCGUUACGUUUACCAGACUGAAGGCAUUCGUGGCUUCUAUAGAGGAUUAACUGCUUCGUAUGCUGGAAUUUCCGAAACUAUAAUCUGCUUUGCUAUUUAUGAAAGUUUAAAGAAGUAUCUGAAAGAAGCUCCAUUAGCCUCGUCUGCAAAUGGGACUGAGAAAAAUUCCACAAGUUUUUUUGGACUUAUGGCAGCUGCUGCUCUUUCUAAGGGCUGUGCCUCCUGCAUUGCUUAUCCACACGAAGUCAUAAGGACAAGGCUCCGGGAAGAGGGCACCAAGUACAAGUCUUUUGUCCAGACAGCGCGCCUGGUGUUCCGGGAAGAAGGCUAUCUCGCCUUUUAUAGAGGACUCUUUGCCCAGCUUAUCCGGCAGAUCCCAAAUACUGCCAUUGUGUUGUCUACUUACGAGUUAAUUGUGUACCUGUUAGAAGACCGUACUCAGUAACAUGCCAGAAAUUUGUGCUCUAGAAGAAUAAAACUGAAAAACUCUAGAGAAUUUUUUUCCCCCAUUGAUGUUUAGAACGUUUGAGACUGAAACAGGAAAGGCCAUAAAAUAUCUGGCUAAUAUCACCUGUUGGACAUUUCCUUUUGGAUUCAUGCUUUCUGGAAGGUUUAAAUUCAUUAACGUUAAUAGUUAAUUAUAACAUUUUUUUUAACUUAAGAGGAUUCAGGGUUAAGCACCAACUAAAUUAAAUCAUGCUAUUUAAUUUAAGUAUACAUUUGGCUUGUGUUCUCUUUUAUGCUCACUGUACUAUGAAGGACUUAAGUAGUUCAGAUAAACAUGCCCUAGAAAUGCAUAGAAAAAUGAUGAAGUCAGAAUACAACUUGUUUUGUAAUCUGACUUUAAGAUCUUGCACUGUUAGAUAGGGAAGAAAUGUCACAUUUUGGCUGGGUGCAGUGGCUCAUAUCUGUAAUCCCAGCACUUUGGGAGGCCGAGGCAGAUAGAUCACCUGAAGUCAGGAGUUCCAGACCAGACUGGCCAACAUGGCGAAACCCUGUCUCUACUAAAAAUAUAAAAAUUAGCCAGGUGUGCGCCUGUAAUCCCAGCUACUUGGGAGGCUGAGGCAGGAGAAUCACUUGAAACCCCCCGGGGGCGGAAGUUGCAGCCAGCCGAGAUCGUGCCACUUCACUCCAGCGUGGUUGACAGAGCGAGACUCUAUCUCAAAAGAAAAAAAAGCGUCACAUUUUGAUGGUGGUGUGUGGACCAGGAGAAACUUCCCAGCAGUUUUUCUCCUUUGUACAUUUCCAAUUACAUGCAGAUUGAUCAUCUAAGCUUUCAGACUACUGAGAUUAAUAUAUAUAACUUUCUGACACUAAAUAUUUUAAGCUAUAAAAAAUUUCCUGAAGUUAUCCUCUUCUCCCUACUUUGAACCAAAGGCAAGAAUUUUUAAAGAACUGGUUAUCAGUGGCCUGGCUCCUGGAUAUAGUUCCGGAAGUUAAGACCAGUUACCUUGUUAAGUGUGUGACAGCACAGCCGCCCUGUUUGGCUGUGAAUCCAGAAUGUGAUGAAGAACGGUCAUUACCACUGAGGUCUUUAGCCCUGUUCUUGGACCUCUGCUCUUGCAGAAAAGGAGCACAACAUAGGACUACGGCUCACCCGUCAGAGAGCUCACCUUUAUUCUGAUAGAAAGUACUGGGAUUGUUUAAAUAUCCUAGUUCAACGUU